GUGUCGCUGUUUCCCCGCUGACAUUUUGAUGACACGGCGGCUGUGUGGUGGCAGCGUCAGCAGGCAGAGAGAGAGAGAGGGAGAGGACACAGUCAGAUCAGCCAGUAAUCACCAUCGUCUCUCACACUGCCAUGGUCUCACCGACGGAGGAGGAGAAAAAAAAAAAAAAACACCAACAGCGCUUCCUAUUUUGAACUGGGAGUGAAACUUUGAAGCCCCGCGGAUAUAAGCGACACAGAAAGUAGCUACCACCACCACCAGCACCAGCACACGGAAACCACAAAGAAGGAGCCGUCGGUGCUUUCUUUCUUUCUUUUUCUUUUUUCUUUUUUUUAUUUUGUCACGCUCGGAGGGGAAAGACGGCAUCCGGCCUGAGAAGAAGCUCCGAGGUCGGGGACUCCGGUCGGAGCAACGCUCAUCGUUUCUGGCCUCCCCUUCCCGAGAGCUCAAUGGAGAAGAUGAAGCGGUUCAAGCGCCGCCUCUCGCAGACGCUACGAGGCAGCCACACCAUCGACGAGUCGCUGUCGGAGCUGGCCGAGCAGAUGACGAUCGAGGAGAACGGCCUGAAGGACAGUGAACCGAUAGUGAGGAAUGGUCGUCCUCCGUCGGCCCACAGCGUCCACUCCUUCCUCCAUCAGUACACAGGCUCCUUUAAAAAGCCGCCACUGCGACGGCCUCAGAGCGUCAUCGGAGGAGGCCUGGGCUCUCUCAUGGUCAUGCCUCGCAACGGCAGUCGCCUUGAUAUCGUCCACGAGAACUUGAAGAUGGGGUCGGACGGGGAGAGCGACCAGGCGUCUGGGACUUCCUCUGAUGAGGUGCAGUCGCCCACGGGUGUUUGUCUGAGGAACAGAGGGAACAGGCGCAUCUCUGCAGAGGACCUGAACAAACGUCUGUCCCUGCCGGCUGACAUUCGGAUACCUGAUGGUUACCUGGAGAAGCUGCAGCUGAGCAGUCCGCCCUUCGACCAGCCGCUGAGCCGACGCUCCCGCAGAGCAUCACUGUCAGAAAUUGGAUUCGGGAAGCUGGAGACCUACAUCAAACUGGACAAACUGGGGGAGGGCACGUACGCUACGGUUUUCAAGGGGAGGAGUAAGCUGACGGACAACCUUGUGGCGCUGAAGGAGAUCAGAUUGGAGCACGAGGAGGGGGCGCCAUGCACAGCCAUCAGAGAAGUGUCGUUACUGAAGGACCUGAAGCACGCAAACAUUGUGACGCUGCACGACAUCGUCCACACAGACAAGUCACUCACACUGGUCUUCGAGUACCUGGACAAAGACCUCAAGCAGUACAUGGACGACUGCGGGAACAUCCUGAGCAUGCAGAAUGUCAAGAUUUUUCUGCUCCAGAUCCUGCGGGGCUUAGCCUACUGUCACAGGCGGAAAGUCCUCCACAGAGACCUGAAGCCCCAGAAUCUGCUCAUCAACGACAGGGGAGAACUCAAACUGGCUGACUUUGGCCUGGCGAGGGCCAAGUCCGUUCCCACUAAAACAUACUCUAACGAGGUGGUAACGCUUUGGUAUCGGCCUCCCGACGUGCUGCUGGGCUCCUCCGAGUACUCCACGCAGAUAGACAUGUGGGGUGUGGGCUGUAUAUUCUACGAGAUGGCUGCCGGCAGGCCCCUGUUCCCAGGAUCCACAGUGGAGGACGAGCUGCACCUCAUCUUCAGGCUGCUAGGCACUCCCACAGAAGACAGCUGGCCUGGAAUAUCCUCUAUCGACGAGUUCAAGUCCUACAAAUUCCCCAAGUACAAAGCUCAGCCGCUCAUUAACCACGCGCCCAGGUUGGACACCGAUGGCAUCGACCUGCUGAUGUCAUUCCUAAAAUACGAGUCGAAAAAGAGGAUCUCUGCUGAUGAAGCAAUGAGACAGCCGUACUUCAGGAGCCUGGGGCCACGUGUGCACACACUGCCAGAGAGCAUAUCCAUAUUCACACUGAAGGAGGUCCAACUACAGAGGGAUCCCGGCUACCGGAACUCAUCGUACCCUGAGUCAGGCAACGGAAAGAGCAGAAGACAAAGCAUGCUGUUUUAGAGUCUCUGGACUGUAAUUUUUUUUUAAUUUGGGAAGGAUCUAGUAGCUGUACAGUCUCGCCGAUGGAUCGGUAACCUGAGAUGGAUGUUGGCGUGGAGAAGCAUCAUCGUCACCAUCAUCACCAUCACUCCCCCCCCAAACUACUUGGGGGAAACUUGUGUCCUCAGUGCGACCGAACCCCUUCCCAGGUUUGGAACUGAACCUGGCCCAAAAGAGACAUUUAUAUACUGUACAUCUAUAUUUAUUGAGAAGAAGAGAAUUUGCUGCUAAAUACAACUACUGUCUAGAAUUCUAACUGGCUCAGUCACUUUAAUGAGUACAUGCAAUGUGUAUAGAUUUUUCUUUUUUUCUUCUUUUUUUUUUUUGAAGUGGUGGUAUUUUUAGUGAUUUUUUUUUUGUCAUUAUUUCCAUUUUCAUACAUACAAAACUCCACCUCAGAGCUUCUCCGUGUGAGUGUGAGUGUGUGUGUGUGUGAGAGAGAGAGAGAGAGAGAGAGUGGGUGUGUAAAGCGCACAGACAGACAGAGGGAUGUUUCUGUAGCAACUCAAAAAGGAUUUUUCUGUCUCUGUUGCCACAGUGCUGUUCUCAGAUGCACCCAUCAUUUGUGACCAUUUUACUCUGAAGGUUUUUUUUGAGGCCGGCUUUGAUGGAAAUGAUCUUUUUUUUUUUAUCCUAACUGAUAUGAAAGCUGUGCUGCCAAGCUCUGUACAACAACAAAAGAAGAAGAUCACAUUCUUGUCAGAUGCUGGCGAAUCAUUCCAGGAUGGUGCGGCCUCUGUCGUGACCAACGAACAAAUGCAGAGGGGUAAAAAAAA
Messenger RNA from Larimichthys crocea (large yellow croaker), 2845 nucleotides. Its product is annotated as cyclin-dependent kinase 17. Gene Ontology annotation, cellular component: nucleus; cytoplasm. The transcript has 17 exons. Gene Ontology annotation, biological process: protein phosphorylation. Lineage: Eukaryota; Metazoa; Chordata; Actinopteri; Sciaenidae. Bases 450 to 2030 code for a protein of 526 amino acids. Gene Ontology annotation, molecular function: ATP binding; cyclin-dependent protein serine/threonine kinase activity. The record is from RefSeq and is a predicted model, not a curated record.